AUGAAUAAGAGUUCACAAAUAAUAUUUUUCUUGUUGGUAUCAUUAUUAUGCAACUUUUCUAUUGCCAACUGUAAUGAAAAUGGAAAUGAGGAUAUAAAGAAUGUCAAUAAUAAUAAUAAAAGAUUGAAUAGGAAAGAAAGAAUAAGAAGGGCUAAAGCUAGUGGCAAUCCAAAAGAUAAGGAAACCGAAAUUCUUAAUUUAUAUGAUGACGUACAAGAACUAUUAGGAAAUGACAGUAUGAAUAUGCUAGACAAAUAUUAUAUAUUAGGUAUUGAUGAUUUUCCUGGUGAAACAGAUAAAAAUAAAAUAAUUGGAGAAUAUGAUCUUAAAGCUAUGAAAAGUGUAUUAUUAUAUAAAAACAAAAUAUCAAGAGAGUCUUUAGAAGAUUUACAUGAUGUUAAAAAUGUAUUUAAAAGAUGCUCUAAUAAAGAAGAUCCUGAAUUAAGCAAGAGUUAUGAAAAGAUUGAAGAUAAAGCAGCUAAAGAUCACACAACUGUAGGAGAAGUUUUAUCAAAUUAUAUCGCAGCUGUUUACACUAAAAUGAAUGAUGAAUUUGUAAAAAAUGAUGCAUUUAAAUUAAAUAAAUAUACUUCUGAACUUGAAAUUAUUAACUAUGCAAUUGUGAAUGGACCUACAGAAAUGGGAGAUAAAAUAAUGAAUUCAGUAAAUGAUUUAAAUAAAUUAAUUAUAUCUGAAUCUCUUAAUUCCAUAUACGAAUCAGUUGUUUCAGGAUUAAACAUAAAUUGUAAAAUUAAAAAUGAUUUAUUAACUUUACUUAAUUUAGCAAAUGGUAAAUAUUUUAAAAUAGAAUUAAAUAAAGAAGCCAGAAUGAUAUAUCCAAAACAAUAUUCACAUGAAUCUGCUCAUAUGAAAAAAAUACAAGAAUAUUUUAUUGCAAAAAAUAGAGUAUGUCAAACUGAAAUGUGCCCAGUAAACUCAAAUUGUUAUGUUAUUGAAGGUGUAGAAACCUGCAGAUGUAUUCCAGGAUUUGUUAAUAAUGAAGAAACCGAAGAAUUUAAAUGUGAAGUUGAUUCAUCUGCUUCUUGUGAAAAGAACAAUGGUGGAUGUGAUGAAAAUGCAACCUGUUUAGUAUUAGAAGAUAAAAUAAUGUGUGAAUGUAAUAACAAAUUUAAUGGAGAUGGUAUCUAUUGUUCUAAUGCCAUUUUCUAUGGAAUGAAUACUUUCAUUUUCUUUUUAAUCUCCAUAGUAUGUGUAUACAUAAUGUAA
Messenger RNA from Plasmodium vinckei vinckei, 1227 nucleotides. Its product is annotated as merozoite surface protein 8, putative. The coding region runs from base 1 to 1227 and encodes 408 amino acids. NCBI's taxonomy places the organism in Eukaryota, Apicomplexa, Aconoidasida, Haemosporida, Plasmodiidae. The transcript has a single exon. The record is from RefSeq and is a predicted model, not a curated record.